This is a messenger RNA of Strigops habroptila (Kakapo), 3604 nucleotides long. RefSeq names its product coiled-coil domain containing 82 (gene CCDC82). The coding region runs from base 111 to 1526 and encodes 471 amino acids. The record is from RefSeq and is a predicted model, not a curated record. Lineage: Eukaryota; Metazoa; Chordata; Aves; Psittaciformes; Psittacidae. Gene Ontology annotation, cellular component: nucleus. The transcript has 8 exons.
GCGCGCGGAGCGCGGGGGGGGGCGGAGCCUCUCCUCAGCGGUCCGGCGCCCGAGCGCGGGAGCGGUAGCGGUAGAAGUAACGGCCGCGGGCGGGCGGCGGGAGCCUUCCAAUGGAGAUAAAAACAGUGGUCAGAAGGUAUGAAACAAGAAAAAAGACAGCAGUAACAGAACUGUCAUCAUCCAAAUCCCGAGUUGAUUGGAGACGCACUAAGAGGGAGAUCAUACUACUUGACAGCAAUGAUGAAUCCUCGGGUACUUCUGAGGAGGAAGAGCCUAGCACAUCAGAAGAUGAAAUAGAUGAAAAAGAUGAAACUGCUGUGGAGGGCAGCCUUUCAGGUCAUGAAGAGAAAAGCCACGAUGGGGAAGUAACAGAAAGUAGUGAGGAUGAGGAGUGCAUUGUGCCUGGGAAGCGUAAAAGGUUGAACACAUCUGUCUUGUAUGACAGUGAUGAAAGUGAGGACAGUGAUAUACUUGUUAGAAAAGUUUUUGCUAAGCGCCGCUGUAUAAUAGAUGAAGAUGAGAAUUCUAGAGAACUACAACCUGAUGAAGCCUGCUCUGCAGAAAAUGUUUCUACUAAUAGGAAACAGCAAGUGUUUGCAAAAUUGAAACAACUUGCAAGACAAAGAGCAACUCGGAGAUCUGGCAGAAGUGAAAAUUGUGAGGAUUCUAAUAGUGAAGCAGAAAUAGAAGAGGAACCAUUCUUUCACUUGCCCCUCACACCCACAGAAGGUAGUGACACUGACUGCGACAGCUUGAAAGAUUUUAUAGUAGAGGAAGAAGAUGAUGAUGAUGGUGACACAGAGCACAUAACGAGUGGAAACCAGCCACGGCACAAGGAACUGUAUACAUCAAAUAGCACGUUGCUGGCAAACUAUGUCCCACACUUAUCUCGCUGUGAUCAUUAUGUACACUUCAAAAGAGUAGUAAAGGCUUUCCUCAUAAACGCAAUUGAUGACACUUUUCUGAGCUCAUUAUAUGGUGGAACAAGACAAAAGAAGUAUGCACAGGAUAUGUUGCUCUCACUUCAUUAUUUGGAUGACCGCUUCAUUCAGCCUCGUCUUGAGAGCCUAAUCUCUGGAAGUCGCUGGAAAGAUCGAUACAAGGAGCGUGUGGAUUGUUACCCGAAUGUUCACAUAAUCUUGAAAAAUCCAAAAUAUAUGUCUUGUCAGGCCUGCGAAUUGAAUCGGUACUGUAAGUUUAAUGUGCUGCUCUCUGGAAAGCUUUAUAAUAGCAGAACUUUGGAAAUGGAUGACUUCAUGUCAGAUGACAAACAGGUUUUGAAGGUUGGCAUGGUGUGUGCAAAUCGGACAAGAGUUUACCAUAAUUUGAAGCACUUCAAAUACAAGUUGUACCUGCAUUGCAGCUCCAUUACUGAGUUGGAUGGUUUGGAGGAUGAACCAGUCAAAGACACAGUAGAACGGCUUUUCAGCCAGUUGGAAGACAAUGGGUGGAUUCAGAAGAGAUACAGUGAUCUUGAAGACUACAUGAAUGAUGCAGACAGUUUCCAAGAAGAGAGAAUGGAUUAAGUGGUCACAAAGCUCUUUGAACAACAUCUAUAAAAAAACUGAAUUACCUAUUUUAUCUGUAUGCACUUUAUCUCUGCUUGGUCUUCAAGAUUCUUUCUAGGCUGUUAUGUUUAAAUCCAUCUGCCUUUAAACAACUGUUUGAGAAUUUGCUGUAUUUUUUUUCUCAUUUGUGUCAAUGAUAACCCAAAGUUUUAUCAAAUCAGUCCUUCCAGAAUUACUGCAUAGGUCACUGUCAGCUUCCUUCUUUUCUUAAAAAUAACAUCUUCAUAUCUAUUUACUUGUGAAAUAAAACUUCCACCUAUUUACAUUCAGCUGCACCGUAGGGAAGGUAGGAGAUCAUAGAAUCAUAGAAUAGUUAGGGUUGGAAAGGACCUUAAGAUCAUCUAGUUCCAACCCCCCUGCCAUGGGCAGGGACACCUCACACUAGACCAUGUCACCCAAGGCUCUGUCCAACCUGGCCUCGAACACCGCCAGGGAUGGAGCAUUCACCACUUCUUUGGGCAACCCAUUCCAGCACCUCACCACCCUCACAGUAAAGAACUUCUUCCUUAUAUCCAACCUGAACUUCCUCUGUUUCAGUUUGAACCCAUUCCCCCUUGUCCUACCACUACAGUCCCUGAUGAAGAGUCCCUCUCCAGCAUCCUUGUAGGCCCCCUUCAGAUAUUGGAGAUGCUGAGACCUUUUGAAGAAGGCAUGUUUGGAAAGGGAAGGCUGUGUUAUACAAGAACCUAUGACUUGCAUCUACCUUCCUUUUUGCUUGUUAUCUGCAAGUAAGUCCAACCGCUUAGAAUGGUAGUUACAAUAAACAGGGCCCAAAUGCAAAGAUCUGUUUCCCCUCUGAGGAGUCAGUAUAGACUGUUGCAAGGCAACAGAGGAAAUAUUCUGCAGUCCCGACUCCGUUUACAGCACAGCAGUCAUCCUCUCUUCAGAGAGUAGGUGAUGAGUCACAUUAUAGGCGUCACACAGACCGAGUCUGGCUUAGCCUCUGAACGAACAUUUGGGCCCACAUUGCUGCCUCUGAUAAGCAGCUGGGGCAAUUUACUGAGAUUUUAAACAUCAACUUAUGUUGUGCAAACAUAAUGGCAACAACUUGCAGUAACUAAAAAAUUAAGGAGAAUGAAUUAAUGUGGCCAUGCAAGAUAAAUAAGAAUUUUUCCAGGGUAGCUUAACAGAAAAUAGUAGUUACUCAGCAACAUGAUGCAUGGCUUACCUGAAUCUCAUGAAGUCCCAGACUUCUUUGGGACCAGGGGAGUAGAUUUUUGAGGAGUUGGGAAAGGUUAAGUACUGUAUUGUUGGACGUGACCUGGCAGUGUGCGCUUGCCGCCCGGAAAGCCAAUUGGAUCCUGGGCUGCAUCCAAAGGAGCGUGGCCAGCAGGUUGAGGGAGGUGAUUCUCCCCCUCUGCUCUCACGAGACCCCACCUGCAGUCCCGUGAUCAGCUCUGGGGCCCCCAGUAUAAGAAGGGUUCUUUUAACAAGUUACUGUCUCAGAAGCAAAGAAAAUGAAACCUUAUUUCUCAUGGAUUUGUCCAGAAGAAAUCCCCACAUUCACUCUGCCCCUCUACUGGUAGCAGAUGCUCUGAUUGGCCAGGCAAUGGUGAACAUCUGCUGCAUUUUUCCAUAGAAACCGUACCUUUGGUUUGUUGUUCAGUGCCCUUCCUCCAGCAUUCACUGUAAGAAAUGAGCUGCUCUUAUAUUUUAGCAGUUCAAAUGCAGCAAUGGUUUGUGUGCUAUUAGGGCGAGCCAAUACCAUCAGUUCUCCCUCGUACCCCAUACAGAUACAAGAUUUAUAAAACUGAGAUGAAAAAUCCCAGUAAACAGACUGAGGCUUACGCUCAAGUAAACUUAUGUUGAAGAUAUCAUUUCCAUACCUGAACUGUGAGUUAGAUACGUAAAUAUUCUGAGAUUUGAUAUAUCUUAUACCUAUCUCCCUGGUUACCAAAGCAAGUGCUCAGGAAUCCAUCUCAAAUAUAUCUCUUUUAGGAAAGGUAAUGUCCCUUGAUGCCCCACUUCCUUCUGUUAACAAAACCUCUGUACACUUUUGUUGGCUUCUGUAGAAUAAUAAAAUAAGAUUCAUGUUU